This is a messenger RNA of Penicillium cosmopolitanum, 267 nucleotides long. RefSeq lists its product as uncharacterized. The transcript has a single exon. NCBI's taxonomy places the organism in Eukaryota, Fungi, Ascomycota, Eurotiomycetes, Eurotiales, Aspergillaceae. Bases 1 to 267 code for a protein of 88 amino acids. The record is from RefSeq and is a predicted model, not a curated record.
AUGAACCGGUCACCCCAGACUUCUUUGAGCGCAUUGAAUGGUGGACCACCGCCGCGCAUGUUCUCGGUCGAUCGAAUGGGCGCAUCCUCUCACUCCCCGCCCGUUGUCCCAGCACAUGUCAAUCCUCGUGGGCCUACCCCGCCCACUCGUCCAGAGGACACACCACCUUCUGUCAUGGCGAGUGUGAGCCGCCACUCAGGUGCGAAUGGCACAAGCGCUGGAUCUGGAGCAAGUGCGAGCCCGUCAGUGAAAAACCUUAUAUCCUAA